AUGGCUGAAGGUUUGGGGGAAAGAGAGAUAGAUCUCCUUUUGGAUGAUGAGAUGGAGGAUUCUCCACAAAGAGAUGGCAAUUCUGCCAAUUUGACACCGCCACCUGCUCCUCGUGGUCAAGGUGGUUCUCCUCCCCGGGGUGGUGGAGAUACAGGAAGAGGAGGUGAAGUGGACAUGGGUCGUCAUCACAAUGAUGUAGGUGGGGACGAAUCUGGUGUACGUGAUGACGACCGAGAUAAUGCUUAUGGAGCCGGAGGAGCUGUAGAGCCACACCAGGGAUGGGGAAGAGGCAGGGGAGUUGGAGAAGGUAGGGGAGAUGGAAGAGGAGAAAACAGGGGAGGUGGAAGAUCUAGAGGAGGAAGCAGGGGAGGUGGACAAGGCAGGGGAGGUGGACGAGGCAGGGGAGGUGGACGAGGCAGGGGAGGUGGACGAGGCAGGGGAGGUGGACGAGGCAGGGGAGGUGGACGAGGCAGGGGAGGUGGACGAGGACUAGGUCAUGGUGGUGGAAGAUGGAGAGGAAGAGGACAAGGAAGAGGGAGGGGAUUUUACAGCCAACAUAGCCAGUGGAGAGGAGACACCACAGUUACUGAAUUGGAACUGCUACUGCAAAUACUUAGUUAUAUUAUAAAUAAUAGUAAUAGACGUAGUUAG
Messenger RNA from Amphimedon queenslandica, 651 nucleotides. Its product is annotated as glycine-rich protein 5-like. NCBI's taxonomy places the organism in Eukaryota, Metazoa, Porifera, Demospongiae, Haplosclerida, Niphatidae. The record is from RefSeq and is a predicted model, not a curated record. The transcript is spliced from 2 exons. The coding region runs from base 1 to 651 and encodes 216 amino acids.